UUUUUUUUUUUUAAAAAAAAACAUGUUGGCCAAUACUUCUUCUGCAAACAAUGUCUGGGACUCUAAAACACAAACUUUUCAUGGUGGUCAGGAACAUCGGUUUAUUAGUAAUUUUGUAGAGGAUUUCAGUGUCACUACAAAUUAUCUAGGCACACCUAAAAAAGCAUUGGAAGCUGCCAAGGAAGCCAUGAACGAGAUCCAUCAUUAUCCUGCUGCUAACCAGGAACCAGCCAAGUCUUAUUUGGCCGAAUUUUUAUGGGGCUCAGACUACAUUGACCAUCAAGAUCGCUUAUUAAUGGGUAAUGGUGCUUCUGAAUUGAUUGAUUUGGCUGUCAGAAGAGCACUUUUGACUUUUGGAGAGAGGGGUAUCAAGAAGCCUACAUGGAAAGGAAGUCCCUGGAAUGUUCAAUAUAGAGAGUAUCAACGUAGUGCAGAGACAAAUGGAUUUGAAAUCUUGGAACCCUCCAAUCCUGAAAAAGCAGAUAUGCUCUGUAUUGUCAAUCCAUGUAACCCCACUGGUGACUAUUUCUCUGUGGAACCUCUAAAGGCAUGGAUCAAGGACAAUGUGAAAUCAGGUGGUUGUGUGAUUGUAGACGAAUCCAUGCAACCUUGGCACUCUGCUGACUUUAGAAAUGACUCUCUCAUCUCUGAACAUGUAUUUGCAAAGGAUAUGUUCCUUACCGAAAAUGUCUCUGUUCAUGUGAUGCAUUCCUGGACAAAGAUCUGGUCUUGUACAGGUCUCCGUAUUGGUUCUAUCAUUUGCCCUACAAAAGAACACUGUGACGCACUCCGCAAAAUUCAAGCACCUUGGUCUGUCAAUGGUCCUGCCUUGAAAUUUGUUGAAACUGUCGUCAAUGACAAGGCCUAUCUAGAAGAAACUUGGAACAACACAAGUCGUUUAAGGGCCUAUUUGAUUGACCAAUUAAAAUCACUAGAUCAUCCUGAAUGGGAAUACCAUGGUAAAUCAUUCUUGAGUUGGGUAUGGUUGGAUAUGAAGAGUGAGGAAUUAGCCUCUAAAGCCAUUGAUCUAGCCCGUGCCGCUGGUGUCCCUGUUCGAAGUGGUACUCCCGGCUAUAAGUGCCAUUCGUUUGUUCGAGUAGCUGUUCGUAAAGAACAUGAAGUCCAAGUGCUUAUUCAAGCUUGGAAAGCUUUGUAAAUUAGAAUAUAUAUAUAUAUGUAUAUAUGUGGCGACAAUAAUAAUAAAAAGACAACGUUAAGCGCAUAAAGAAUUCGAUUUAUGCUCAAUUUUAC
Messenger RNA from Gilbertella persicaria, 1251 nucleotides. Its product is annotated as pyridoxal phosphate-dependent transferase. Lineage: Eukaryota; Fungi; Mucoromycota; Mucoromycetes; Mucorales; Choanephoraceae. Gene Ontology annotation, biological process: biosynthetic process. Gene Ontology annotation, molecular function: pyridoxal phosphate binding. The record is from RefSeq and is a predicted model, not a curated record. Bases 23 to 1156 code for a protein of 377 amino acids. The transcript is spliced from 4 exons.